AUGCAUCAUGAGUCACCUCAGGCCAUGCAGCUGCUCAGUGUAUGUUACCUGCUGCACUGUCAGAAGUCUGAAGGUCAUAUCUCCCAGGAAAGGAUGCACAGCAUCAGGCACACACAGAUUCUCUCACACGCUCAGAUAUUCCCCAGGCGUCCUCUGUGGUUCAUCUUAGCAGUUCAGUGCUCAAACCGUAUUACUGGCAUCUGUUGCUUCUUCCCCAAUUUAUAUUUACUUACAUUCUUCUCUCUCUCCAAUUUGUUGUCUUCAUGGCCUUCCUUUUCACCCCGUGGUCCAUGUUUUCAGCUCUGGGGAAUUAUUAAACAAGGAUACAAGUGCAAAGAUUGUGGUGUGAACUGCCAUAAACAGUGUCGUGAGCUACUGGUUUUGGCCUGUCGACGUCUCCCUCGGUCCACAUCACUAGGCAAUGUGUCUCCUGGAGUGCUCACACACAGCUCUUUACCCAGCAGCCCCAACCUGCCCACCUGUAAAGAUGAUGAUGAUGAGGUGUUUACGUUCCAUGCUGUGUCACCAUCGUCCGGCUCUGACCUGGAGGGAAAGUCCAUCACCCUGAUGACCGGUUCAGCUCAGCGCAUCUCAGUGCGACUCCAGAGAGCCACCACCAGUCAGGCCACGCAGACAGAACCCCUGUGGUCCGAAAACGGUUGGGUGGCCGUUGCAGACAGCGGGUCACACACCUUCCCCAAGAUGAGGUACAGGCCGCACCGCAAAGUAUCCAAGAGCAAAGGCUUUGCUCGCUGGGAGAACGACACACAGAGUUCGGCAGCGACGAGGAACAGCCGGAGCUCACAUGACCACAGCGAAGACUCACGGCAGAAUGGACUUGCAGAACAGCAUAUGAACAGAACUAGGACCUCUGAGAUCAGCUGACUUGACUGCUCUGUGGGCCCAUGCAGGACACCCUGGAGCCUGUCAGGACCACGGCCCAGAGGGCUGUCCGCUCUAGGGGGCGUGCUGGGGUGUCUCAUGUCUCCAGUGGAUCAGGAAUAGAGCCACUAUUUCUACAGCCACAGUAAAAGAGGUGCGUCAGGCAACCCGCUGACUGAACUGGGGGAAGGGUUGCAUCAAAGGAAAGGUCUAAACAGACUAAGCAGAGAGUGACUGCACUGUGCUGUUCUGUAACAGACAGGUUGGAAACCUAAAAGAAUCACUGGAAGCUGAUGUGACGGAUACAUCAGCGUGAUAAUAGAUGUCUGAGCAAGAGUAUUCAAGGUUAUGCUGUUGAUGUGUUUUCGACGCACACUCUGAUUUUCUUUCUCCAAAAACACUACUCAGAAAGGACAAGCUGGAUGUGAAAGUUAUAUUCAGGCUGUCUAAAGUCGUAAGUGGAACUGGCACAUGUCACGGAGGGAAAGAUGAAGAUAAAUGCAUGUUUGACAGAACAUUAAAACACUAACUUCAUUUAUGUGUUACCCAGCAACACAUUAUUAUCUGAAGUGGAAGGUACAUCAGGUUUUAAAACCCUUACCCCAAAUAUAAUUAUAAACCCACCUUCACUCUUAAAAAAAAAAAGAUUAUUUCUCCAAUGUUUUGCAACAUAGUUGUGUCUCCUGUGCUUGAGAAAAGGCAGACAAGAGUCCAUGAAGUAACCUCUGACCUUAUGCAUCAUUACAUCAACACUGCUUAACAACAUUGUUCGCUAUAUAUAUAUAUAUGUAUAUGAAUUCAAAGUCUUCAAUUCUGCCGACACAGGUGUGUCAUCGACCAGGUGUUUAUAUGGCCUCUGUUGCUAAGCACCAGAUGCGUCCAUCGAUAGUCUGUCGCCAAGACAACACAGUGUCCUUCAACACCAUACUUUAUGUUCUGAAAUAAGUUUGACACCCAUACAUCUCAGCUCAGUUAGAGCCCGACAGGCUCAGAUGGGACAAGCCUCAUAUGAUCAUUUUUGCAAACUGUGUGUGUGUGUGUGUGUGUGUGUGUGU
This is a messenger RNA of Carassius carassius (crucian carp), 1937 nucleotides long. Its product is annotated as ras guanyl-releasing protein 3-like. The transcript has 5 exons. The record is from RefSeq and is a predicted model, not a curated record. Lineage: Eukaryota; Metazoa; Chordata; Actinopteri; Cypriniformes; Cyprinidae. The coding region runs from base 1 to 885 and encodes 294 amino acids.